AUGGACUCAGACCCCGUACCUUCAUCAUCGCCCGCGUUUGGGACACCGGCGCACCCGUUCCGAAAGAGCAAACCUACUGCAGUCCCAGCAAGAACGUCUAUUCUGCCGAUAUUACUCCCCCCAACCACCCUUCGACCGGUGGCAUUCCGCACAAUUACCCGAAAGCACAACUUGACAAUCUCUUCAUCCGCUCUUCAAGCGCUAGCCGCGUUUGUGGGUAAGAACUGUGGCUCAGGAUGGCGCGAAGAAGGUCUCGCAGAGCGCGUGCUGGACGAGGUAGCUAAGAGUUGGCGAAAAGCUGGCGGAGGGGUCAUCAUGGAAGAAGGGAAAGGCGCAUCCCUAAAGGCGAUUUUACAGACCAUUGAAGGGAACAUGAGCGGUGGGCGGAUAGCCACGAGCAAGGGAACGAGCGCAGAACAGGUGCCUAUGGCUGGGAAUCAGACUUGGGAUGUCUUGGCCUCUGAAUCCCAACAGGCCCCGACUACAAUAUCAUCCGACAACAUGGACCAGGGAGAAUCUGAUACGCCGACACAUCCCAGACACUGGAUCAAGGUCGUCGAGGCGUUUGAUAUUCCGCGCCUGACCUACAAUGCCGACAAGAAGUAUUUCGAAAUCACCAAGUCGAAGCCUACCUUGUUCCCUCCGCCUUCACGCAAGACUACUCUGUUCCGGGACCGCUACAACACGGUUUAUCAACGCUUAUUAAGAAAUGAGUCAUUUCAAACGUCUUCCAGCGGACGUUCAUUAAAGCGGACAUCCUCUUUUGCGUCGAAUCAAUGCUACAAACUCACACCCAUUGCGAACUUGCUCGGCAGAAGUGGCACAUCCCAUUUGCUGCUUGGUCUACUAUCUACUUCUCCUACCGGCGAACUUUCUCUCACUGAUCUCACAGGAAGCAUCGCAUUGGAUCUGAGCCAUGCACGCAUGAUCCCAGAGGAUGGCGCUUGGUUUGCGCCUGGUAUGAUCGUACUUGUGGACGGUAUCUACGAAGAAGAAGAAACCGUUAGGGGGUCGACUUUAGGCGGAAACAGUGGUGUUGGCGGCGCGAUUGGCGGGCGAUUUGUCGGAGUCUCGAUAUGCGGGCCGCCAUGUGAACGGCGAGAUGUCUCCCUCGGGACAAACAAUCGCAACAGCGCGGGAGAGAUUAGUUCCAGUGGAGGAUUUGGAUGGAUCGAUUUCUUGGGAGUUGGCAGUGAGCGCGCCAGAGGCCCACGUAUGAGGCAGAUACAAGCCAAGUGGCUACGGGACAGCAACCAGGGCGUUGAGGGCCAUGCCAGGCUGAAAGUAGCCAUUAUGAGCGAGGUCAACCUUGACAACAUGAGAACACUCGAUGGCCUCCGACGGCUAUUCAAUUCAUACAACCACCUCCCUUUGGAAGAUCGACCAAGUGUCUUCAUUCUCAUCGGCAACUUCGUUCAAAAGGCAGUCAUCAACGGCGGUACUCAGGCGGGCAGCAUUGAGUAUAAGGAGUACUUUGAUGCGCUGGCCACAGUACUCUCGGAAUUCUCAGCUUUGCUGCAGCGCUCCACUUUCGUUUUUGUUCCAGGUGACAACGACCCGUGGGCCUCGGCCUUUUCAGCUGGAGCUGCUUGUACUAUACCUCGCCAGGGCGUUCCUGAAUUGUUCACCUCGAGGGUGAAACGCGCGUUCACGUCCGCCAACGCCGAGAUCAAUCGGUCUCAGACCUCGGAGCCCCCUGGCGAGGCUAUAUGGACAUCCAAUCCAUCCCGUCUUACAUUCUUCGGGCCCGUCCACGACAUUGCCAUUCUCCGGGACGACAUUUCAGGGAGAUUGAGACGCAGUGCAGUGACCACCGGCCAGGAGAACAACAACUCUGAUACAACCAUGAAUGGCCACUCUGAUAACGCUUCUAUGGAGAUGGGCUCUACUGCUCCGGAAGACCAAACCGAGGAUCAGACAGAGCAACCUGACGUGAGGAACAAAUCGACACCACCGGCAGUCCUCAUGGCUCGGAAACUCGUCAAAACCAUCCUUGACCAAGGAACGAUGUCUCCCUUCCCUCUCUCCACGCGGCCCGUCCUUUGGGACUACGCAGCUUCACUACAGCUUUACCCUCUGCCCACGAGUUUCAUCCUAGCGGAUGCUGAGGCGGUGCCGUUUUGUAUGACGUACGAGGGAUGCCAUGUGAUGAACCCGGGGCGACUUAUUCCUGAGGGAGGGUCGUCUGUGAAAUGGAUAGAAUACGACGUUGUGAAGAAUCGUGGGAAGGUGAAGGAAGAGCGUCUUUGA
Messenger RNA from Aspergillus terreus NIH2624, 2250 nucleotides. Its product is annotated as DNA polymerase epsilon noncatalytic subunit. Gene Ontology annotation, cellular component: epsilon DNA polymerase complex. The record is from RefSeq and is a predicted model, not a curated record. Bases 1 to 2250 code for a protein of 749 amino acids. NCBI's taxonomy places the organism in Eukaryota, Fungi, Ascomycota, Eurotiomycetes, Eurotiales, Aspergillaceae. Gene Ontology annotation, molecular function: DNA binding. Gene Ontology annotation, biological process: DNA-templated DNA replication; error-prone translesion synthesis. The transcript has a single exon.